Molecule: messenger RNA, 1767 nt
Organism: Naegleria lovaniensis
Lineage: Eukaryota; Heterolobosea; Eutetramitea; Acrasida; Naegleriidae
Exons: 1
Coding region: 1-1767 (588 amino acids)
Source: RefSeq, a predicted model, not a curated record
AUGCCGCCAAAGCCAACUACACCUAAAAAAACCAAAAAACAACUCGAGGAAGAGAAGAAACGUCUCGAUGAAAGGAAAAAGGCCGUGGAUGAGGCCAUUGAAUUAUUAUUUCAUCGGAUUUGUCAUGACUCACUCAUAGAAGAUUUAUUGCCAAAAAUUGCUGCACAACUUGUUGAAGAAUUCAAGCCCGUGCUUGUGGAUCCCAUGAGCGAGUUGGGCCGAAUGGAUCCGAAACACGUCAAAGAAUUGCAUCUUGGCUCCAAAAACAUGACUGACAUUCAUGAAAAUAUUUGCAAAUUCGAAAUGUUGGAAGAACUCUGGCUCAAUGACAAUCGUAUCAAAAUGGUUACGAAUUUAAUGGAUGUACAUACAUUGAAAUCUUCAUCUCGAGAGUUACCGUUGACGAAAAAGUCAAAAAAGAAAGGAUGUCUCCGUCUCAAAUGCUUGUAUUUACAAAAGAAUAGAAUCGAAUCACUCGAUAAUCAGUGUAUGAAGAAUUUGAAAUUCUUGGAAAUUCUCUUGUUGCAUGACAACAAGUUACGAAACUUGGAUAUGAUUCUACAACAGCUCUCCCAUAUGAGAUAUUUGAAACAAUUGACUCUUUUUGGAAACCCUCUAUGUGAAGAGGCUGGAUCCAAGUCAUUGUAUAGAGGACGAGUAAUCACAUCCAUACGAUCUCUGGUUGUAUUUGAUAGAAUUGAAAUUACAGAAAACGAAAGAGAAGAAGCUACAAAAAUGUUUCCCAACCGAGUAGAAAGACUUUCCAUUUCACGAGAUGAAAAACUUGCCUUCGGUAAGACACUUCCAGCCAACACUCUCGAGAGCCGAAAAGCCAACUCCAUGACUGCUUCCAUACUGGGAGGCACUGCAGAGUUGGCCAUUCACGAAGCCAAACAAAUUGCGAAAGAAAAGGUCAAACUACAAAAGAAACUUGAAGAAGACGAGAGAGAACAAAUGGCCAAGACACUAAAACAGAGUAUUAUUAAGCAAUAUAAGUCAAUGGAGGAGCAGGAACAACAACAACCAGAAAAGUUAUUGGAACGACUAUCACAUGUGUAUAGAGAUUUUGAUGGACUUCUCAACCCCCAUCAAGAACAAGUGAUGAAAGAGAAAAUUAUCAAAGCAUUUCAUCCUGCAUUUCUUGUUGCGUCUCCAUCUUUAAAACCAAACAUUUCUCAGAACACAAUGAAUGAAUUAUUGAAGGACCUUGGCAUUUCUCAAUUCGCAGAGAGUUGGAUUCAGGAAGUGGAGUCUAAAAAAGGGCAAGCGCAAACCAUCUUUGUGACCGAAGAUGAAAAGAAAAAGAUUGCCCUAUACAAGGAUUUGACUAACUCGAAGGAAGUUUCAUUUCAUGAUUUUUUCUUGCUGAUUUGCGAGCUCAAAUCAGAAGAGGAGUUUUUAAAUUCUCACAACCUGCAAAAGCAGCUUGACAUUCGAAAAGCCCAUUUCGAAAAGAAAAAGAAGGAGCGAAUUGAGCGAGAAGAAAAAGAGUUGCAACAGCAACAACAGACACAACAACAACGACCAAAAUCAGGCAAGACAAAAAGCUCUCAACCUGCUCGAAAAAUUACAGACAAUACAGAGGAAGAACAACAAGAAUGGCUAGCACUAGAAGAAAUGUCCAAAAAUACAGCAACUCUGGAAUUGCAAGCUGCUUCGAAAGCCAUCAAAUGGCAAUCCAAGAGUCAAAUUCAUGAAACCAUGAGACCUAAAGAAAUCAAAAUUGUUCCAAAACGUGGUGAUGUCUACAAAUCUUUCUAUUUGUAA